AUGUCUGGGUACUAUGGUCCUUCUUUUUACAACAAAUCGUCCAGACCCCCAUCUCUAGCAGCAUCGAGAGCGAACUCAUCUUAUCGAGUGGCUCAAAGUGCGCCAGUGACACCUCGAAAUGGAUCGGUAACGACACCUCGAAACGGCUCCAUCCCCAAUACCAUCGCCGGCUCCACUGCCGCUCAGACCGCUGCCAACACCGCUGCCAAUACUGCUCCUCAUACCAGGCCUUCAACACCCGGCUUUCUGUCAAGAGUGAACAGUAAGCUCGAGAAUGACGAUGCUUCUAUGAACUCUGAGGUUCUACGCAAUGAGAAGGGUGAGCUGAUGGUUGGGAGGAUUGCCGGCGGAAAACAUCUCACAGAUGAUAUCGAGGAUAUUGAUCCAGGGUGUGGGCCUAUCAAGCACGUCGACUGCGACAUGCCGCUCACGCUGACUGAGAUGGUCAACCACGAAGGCAAAGAAUACAUCGUCCUCAGUUUCGCGACUGGCGACAAGGAAAAUCCCUUCAACUGGAAUCCCUGGUACAAGCGCAGUAUCACCACGAUGCUGAACCUCAUGACGCUGUUCAUCGGUCUUGCGACAACGGCAUACAGUUCAGGAAUAAACAGCAUGUGUGAGGAGUUUGGCGUCGACACCAUAUAUGGCCAGCUUGGACUGUUCACGUUCAACAUCUCUUGUGCGAUUGCACCAAUGGUGCUGGCCCCCUUCUGCGAGCUUGUCGGUCGCAAGAUUGUGUACGCCAGCGCUUUUCUGUGCUUCUCGCUCCUCUUCAUUGGUCUGGCACUGGCGCAGGACAUUUCCACCAUUAUCGGACUCCGUCUGCUCCUGGGUCUCUUUGGAUGCGUAGGUACUAUCCUUGUCGGCGGCACCUUUGACGACAUGUACGAACCACAUAAGCGCGGCCGACCCAUGGCCAUGUUCAGUUUCGUAGCCAUCUUCGGUACUGUGGCUGCACCCAUCUACGCUGGCUUCAUUGACCAAGCUCUCGGUUGGCGUUGGGUCGAGGGUAUCCAAGGUCUGGCCAACAUCCCUCUGCUAAUCCUUAUCUUUGUCGUCUUCCCAGAGACCCGUGGUGGCGCCAAGCUCCAUAAGCGCGCAAAACAACUCCAAAAGGCUACUGGUGAUGGGCGCUAUGUCGCUGAAGACGACAUCUACACACCCGACGUCAAGUCGAUGCUUAAAGCUUCCUCCGUCAAGGCUAUCCGCAUGCUAGUCACCGAACCCGUCGUAUUUGCCUUCGGUCUCUGGAUCGCCUUCUGCUGGGCCGUAGUGUUCCUGUUCCUGUCCGUCAUCCCAAUCACCUUCACCGAGAAGCGCGGCUGGAACGAAGGCGUCAGCGGCCUGCCGUACAUCUCCCUCGCCUUCGGCACCGUUCUUGGCUGGGCAGCCCAUCAUCUGCAGAUGGCCAAAUACAACAAGCUACAAGCAGACCCCAACGUCCGUGUUGUUCCCGAGCACCGUCUCUACGGCGCAAUGUUCGGCGCCGUCUGGCUGCCCAUCGGCCUUUUCAUCUACUCCUUUACGCAGUACGAACACCUCAUCUGGGUUGGUCCCGUGAUCGGCCUCGCCCCUAUCGCCUUCGGUAUCUACUUUGUCUUCGAGAGUACAUACUCGUACACUGCCGACUGCUAUGGCGAGACGUCGUCCUCGGCUAUUGCUGGCCAAGGUCUGAUGAGAAACACGCUUGGUGCCGUGACACCGCUUUUCGCGAGCGCCUUCUUCCACAACGUGGGCAGUCAGUAUGCUGGCUUGAUUCUUGCAAUGUUUGGAACGGUGCUGAGUUUGAUCCCGUUCGUCAUGUUCAAGUAUGGACAUUUGUUGCGGGCAAGGAGUAAGCUCGCUAAGGAGUAUUAA
Molecule: messenger RNA, 1857 nt
Organism: Exserohilum turcica Et28A
Lineage: Eukaryota; Fungi; Ascomycota; Dothideomycetes; Pleosporales; Pleosporaceae
Exons: 1
Coding region: 1-1857 (618 amino acids)
Biological process (GO): transmembrane transport
Molecular function (GO): transmembrane transporter activity
Source: RefSeq, a predicted model, not a curated record